AGUAAGAGUUGGUUUCUGAGAAGCAGCAGAAGGAGGACGAUGCUUUAAAUCCAUCAGAGCAGAGAGGAGCUCCAGAGUCUCUUCGUCCAUCAGGAGGAAAACAUGAACGUCCAGCAGCUCCUCAUCUUCUGUUUAUCAGCAGCGAUACUGGACUCAAACCUCAGCGCUGCACAAAAAGUCUUCAUAAAACUGGAAGGAGAAGUUCUCAGAGAGCAGUUUAACUUUCCUGGAGUGCUUCAGGGGAGCAAGAAGUUUCUGUGCAGGAAUGAGUGUAACCCUGGAGACGUCCUGAUAGAGACUGAAGGAAACCGAGCAGUGAGCGACAGAUUCACCAUCAGAUACGACCAGAGCCAAGGGAAACUCCACGUGGUCGUUACAGGGCUGAGGAAGGAGGACACCGGGAGAUAUAGAGUUGGUAUCAAAGGAUCUUUGUCCUCUCAGAGCUUCCAGGAGCUUAUACUUCGAGUCAAAGAUCUGUGUGAUGGAGGCGUCGACUCUGCAGAGCCCAGAGUCUACAGAACCACUGAAGGAGGAGAAAUCACCGUCAGAUGCUCGCUGUUUGUACAACAGCAAAACAGGAAGUUCCUCUGCAGGGACGACUGUAAGAACUUCCUCUUCGACACCAACGACCCCAAAGCCUCCAGCGACAGAUACAGCAUCGAGUUUGGGGACCAGUCGUACUUUAAUGUGACCAUUGGACAGGUCAGUGGGUCAGACUCGGGAACGUACAGGUGUGGAGUCGGACGACGGCAAGACAACAAUGCCUGUCGGCAGUUUGAGAUCAUAGUUGCAGGCGCAGGUAAAAGGGUGCCUCUGGUUGUUGCCUCUGUGUCUGUGGUUGUCGUGCUGUUGGUUGUUUCUCUGCUGCUUGUCUACAGAUGGAAAAAGAAACACAACGCCACCGAGUACAUGAACACCGGCAGGAACGCCAGAAACACCGAGGUCGAAACCUACGACGACUGCGACGGCGGUUUAAGACUGGAUGCUUCGACCUACCAGGAGCUGGAUGUGCAGAGGAUGGAGGAGAAUCUGUACUCGUCACUGGAGAUUCUGCCAAACUCGCACCGAUAAUCAGUAGAUGAUCAAUAGGUGUCUCGUGACGUCAGGUAUCGGUGGGCGGGGCUUAGAGAGAAAGAAGUACGGCAGCCCUGAGAGCUCAAUCUACCUGCUGCACCUUGAAGGAGUGUUCGUGAAAGCUUCAUUGAAUAAAUAAUGUUCAUUUCUUCGCACCUUUUCGUGUCAUUUUUGCACCAUUUAGUGUCAUUUUUGCAGCUUUUAGUGCCAUUUGUUGAAUCUUUUAGUGUCAUUUUUGCAUCUUUUUGUGUCAUUUUGCAUUUUUUAGUGCCAUUUUUGCAUCUUUCAGUGUGACUUUUGCAUCUUUACAUGUAAAUUUGCAUCUUUUUGUGUAGUUUAUGUAUCUUUUAGUGGCAUUUCUGCAUCUUUUCAUGUAAAUUUAGCAUUUGUCAGUUUCAUUUUUUGCAUCUUUUUCUGUAAUUUAUGCAUCUUUUAGUGCAAUUUUUCUGUAUUUUAAUACCAAAUAUAAAUUAACUAAAAUAUAAUUGUUUUACAAAUAUUUUCCAUUAUUUGAAAUAAAGAUAUGAAUAAUAAGGAAAAGAGAAAAAUAAUAAGUAACUUUUCCACUCUUUUUCUUUUUCACUAAUUGUAUCUGUUUUGUGUCUUUGGUUGAUGACCAUAAAAUCUACAAACAGAAUGAGCGCUUUGUGGAAUGUUUGACUGUUUCUUUAGUUUUCAGUCUGCAUUAAUCAGCUUAAAUAAACCUGAAAGCCUUCA
Molecule: messenger RNA, 1791 nt
Organism: Acanthochromis polyacanthus (spiny chromis)
Lineage: Eukaryota; Metazoa; Chordata; Actinopteri; Pomacentridae
Product: polymeric immunoglobulin receptor-like
Exons: 8
Coding region: 103-1071 (322 amino acids)
Cellular component (GO): plasma membrane
Molecular function (GO): transmembrane signaling receptor activity
Source: RefSeq, a predicted model, not a curated record